Messenger RNA from Pundamilia nyererei, 390 nucleotides. Its product is annotated as liver carboxylesterase 2-like. NCBI's taxonomy places the organism in Eukaryota, Metazoa, Chordata, Actinopteri, Cichliformes, Cichlidae. The coding region runs from base 93 to 365 and encodes 90 amino acids. The transcript has 2 exons. The record is from RefSeq and is a predicted model, not a curated record.
AAAAGCUUAACAAGAGGAAGCACUCUCUCUGUCUGUUGGCUUUUGGCUCACAUCUCUGAGAAUCUGCCUGGUUUUGUAAUCCAGAGUCGACCAUGAAGUUCCGUGUGCAGCAGACUUUCUGCUUCUUGAUGUCCGUUUUAUUCCUCUGUGUUGUUGCAGACCUUCAGGCACCUGUAGUCCACACGGGGCUCGGGAGCCUGAAAGGUGAGUAUGUGAGUGUGAAAGGGAAGGAGACUGGCGUCCAUGCCUACCUGGGUGUCCCAUUUGCCAAACCACCCCUCGGCCCUUCCUUGAGACUGGCUCCACCUCAGCCUGCAGAAGAAUGGGAAGGAGUAAGAGAUGCCACUAAACAGCCACCAAUGUAAGAAAUGUGAACUUCAACAUACUUGG